AUGGAGUCGUAUCGGAGGCAUUUUGCAGUGACCAACAUAGUGAAGCAGGGCUGCGUCCUUAUGCCUACCCUCUUCAGUCUCAUAUUAUCUGCCAUUCUAAUGGGCGCCUACUGCGACGGACGCCCCGGGAUCCGCGUCGCCUACAGAACGGGCAGCCAACUCUUCAAUCAACGGCGGAUGCACUUCCAGUCGCGUGUCUCCAGAAUUAAUGGUAAUGAACUUCCCUUCGCCGACGACUGCGCUCUCAACGCCGCCUCCGAUGGGGACAUGCAAAGGAGCAUGGAUCUCUUCGAUGCCGCCCACGAUCACUUCGGCCUGGUCGUGCGCUAA
This is a messenger RNA of Spirometra erinaceieuropaei, 330 nucleotides long. Lineage: Eukaryota; Metazoa; Platyhelminthes; Cestoda; Diphyllobothriidea; Diphyllobothriidae. The record is from the annotation of a GenBank genome assembly.